Molecule: messenger RNA, 961 nt
Organism: Paecilomyces variotii
Lineage: Eukaryota; Fungi; Ascomycota; Eurotiomycetes; Eurotiales; Thermoascaceae
Product: methyltransferase type 11
Exons: 1
Coding region: 13-852 (279 amino acids)
Biological process (GO): sterol biosynthetic process
Cellular component (GO): endoplasmic reticulum
Molecular function (GO): sterol 24-C-methyltransferase activity
Source: RefSeq, a predicted model, not a curated record
CUUUACAGAAUCAUGAGUCCUGCCGCUAUCAUCUUCCCAUACGCAAAGUAUGCUGGCAGCAGCGCCUCCGUGACCAAAGGUCAUGAGUGGCGCACCGCCGCUAACAGCUGUGCCUACUUGCUUCCACACCUUGAGCCGUCCAUGCGUGUGCUUGAUGUUGGAUGCGGACCGGGGACAAUAUCGUGCGACUUAGCAGCCAACUAUCUACCUCGGGGCCACGUCACUGGCGUUGAUGCGUCGGUAGAUUGUGUCGAAAAGGCCGCAGAAAACGCGCAGCAAAGGGGGAUUGAGAAUAUCUCUUUCACUACCGGUGAUAUUUUCAAUCUCCCAUUUCCGGACAACACAUUUGACGUGGUGCAUGAACACCAAGUGCUGCAACAUAUCUACGACCCGGCCGCGGCAAUCGAGGAGAUGCGGCGCGUUGCAAAACCAGGAGGCCUGGUUGCAUGCCGUGAAUCCAUUAUGGAUGGAUUCUUGUGGUAUCCGCUAACACCAGACAAGAAGGAGUGGUGGGACCUCUAUGUCCAAGUUGUCAAAUCCCAUGGUGCAAAUCCGGGAACAGGGAGGAUGUUGCAUGUAUUUGCGCGUCAAGCGGGAUUUUCCAGGGAUGCGAUGACCUCCAGUUCAAGUGCUUGGUGCUACUGCGAUGAGAAGGAGAGAAAGUACUGGGGGGACCACUGGGCUGAUCGAAUGUUAACUAGUGCAUUUAGGAGAGAUGCAGUCUCCCGUGGCUUCUGUACCAACGAGGAUAUGGAUAGAUACGCGAGACUUUGGAGGGAGUGGGGUGCCCAAGAUGAGGGGAGUUUUAUUCUCGUUCACGCGGAGAUUUUAUGCCGAGUGGACAAAUCUUAGCUUGUUGAAAUGACAACGGGCUAUAUAGAAGUCUGAUAGCUAGUUGCAUGAUGUGACCGUUAUUUGAUAGAAUAAGCACCACGAUGAUGCGUCGAAUCCGAAAGGCACG